Messenger RNA from Brassica oleracea var. oleracea, 2222 nucleotides. Its product is annotated as cell wall protein AWA1-like. NCBI's taxonomy places the organism in Eukaryota, Viridiplantae, Streptophyta, Magnoliopsida, Brassicales, Brassicaceae. The transcript has 2 exons. The record is from RefSeq and is a predicted model, not a curated record. The coding region runs from base 99 to 1934 and encodes 611 amino acids.
AAAACCAUUAGAAAAAACAAAAAAAACAUAUAAAUUUUCAAAAAAAUUUAAAAAGAAAUAAAUCACUCUAAUUCUCUUCUUUUCCAUCUAACAAGAAAAUGGCAAAAUUUCCAUUAGGAAUAUGUCUAAUGUUUAUGAUAACAACAAGUACCAUAUAUGAAGUGCAAGGACAUUUCUUAUUAGACCAUUACAUGAAGAAAAUUCCUAAAAUAUCCAGCGAGUUCGAACCUUUCGCUUUCAAGGGUAUACUUAGUUUUAUAGACCACCUUGAGGGUUUAUGUCCCCUGAAGGUGGAGUACAAGGAGUUCUUCACAAAGCUGAAGGAUUUCAUGGCCUUCAUAAACUCAGCAUCAGGGUCGUCCGCAGAGUUCCAUACUCAGUUGAAAACAAAAUCUGAGGAGCUCUUCAAGGCUAUCACUAAAAUGGGUGGCACAGCAGGAGCAUCGGCGCAUACAACCAAAUUGAUAGAAAGUUUAAUGUCGAUGGGAAAAACUUUGGCUGAGUACAAGAGGAGUGGUUCACAAACUCUGACAAGUGAACAAAGGACAGAGCUGGUCACAUCUAUGUCGAGAUGGGCACAAACGAUCGGUCAGUUUGUGAAAAGCGUAACUGAGACGAAUGGUGGCGCUAAUAUUGAUCUCAAAUCCCUUGGCUGUGGAGGUGCAACCGGCAUCUCUACCUCCAUGGAAACUGGAAGCACGGCCAGUGGUUCUACAAACAUGGAAACUGGAAGCACUGGUGGCAGUGGAAGUCCAAGUGGGGACACCGGUAGUCCUGCCUCUGGUGGUAGUGAAAGUGGUUCUCCCUCUAAUGAAACUCCUGCUGAAGGUGGAAGCGGUAGCCCAAGUGGAAGCCCAAGUGACAGCUCAUCAGGAGCAGGCUCCACGGGUAGUGAAACCUCCACUGAGGCUGAAACUACAGCUGGUUCCGGUAGUGGAGCGGGUGCUGGUGAAACUCCUGGCGCUGCUGGACCGAGUGGAAGCCCAACUGGUAGCCCAACUGAAUCAGAAGAAAGCUCCAAGGAUGAAAGCUCCAAGGAUGAAAGCUCAAAAGAUGAAAGCUCCAAAGGUGAAAAGGAUGAAAGCUCUAAGGAUGAAAGCUCCAAGGAUGAAAGCUCAAAAGAUAAAAGCUCUAAAGGUGAAAAGGAUGAAAGCUCUAAGGAUGAAAGCUCCAAGGAUGAAAGCUCAAAAGAUAAAAGCUCUAAAGGUGAAAAGGAUGAAAGCUCUAAGGAUGAAAGCUCCAAGGAUGAAAGCUCAAAAGAUGAAAGCUCCAAGGAUGAAAGCUCCAAAGGUGAAAGCUCAGCUGAAUCAGGAGAAAGUUCCAAGGAAGCUAGUGGUGCAAGCUCUACUGAGACCCAAAGUGAAACUGGUGCCGAAAGUGGAAGCACUGACGGUGGAGCAUCUGCCGGUGGUCCUAGUGGUGAACCCCCUGGCGAUGCUGGUGCCGGUGCUCCAAGCGGAAGUACAUCUGAUAUGUCGGCAGGAGGAGCAAGUGCUUCAGGCGGUGCGAGUGGAACUUCAACUCAAACCUCUGCCGAAGGAGAAAGCUCAAUGAAUAGUGGAGGCAGUUCCUACGCGGACACUACAGGUGGUAGCGCGGCGGAAGGUUCCGCCAGUAGCCCCUCUGGUUCAGCUUCGGGUAGUAGUGAGACCUCCUCCAUCACCGGAAGUGAAAAUUCAUCUUACCAAGCUGGAGGAUCCUCCGCCGGUGGCCCCAGUGGAAGUACAACUGCUGGCUCGGCCGCAGGAGAGAGCACAACGGAAGAAAGUUCGGAGGGUGGUAGUGGAGCCUCCGAAAAUCAAUCUGUCAAAGGAAAAAAGGGGACAGCGAACUACGAAGGUUCUUCUAGCUACAAAAAGUCACAAUCACAAUCCUCAGAGUCGGCCAAGAGCAGCUUCAAACAUUCCUCGGAGAAAAACGCCGGCUCGUCUUAAACUAAACUCGUCGGUUCUCGGACCAAAUAGGUCGGAAACACAUAUUAAUACUAUAAUUUCAAUAAAGCAAUGGCCCUGCUAACAAUUACAGCAGCGAGCUGUAGAAUAUUUUUUUGCUAAAUACUAGAGAAUUACUGACAUGCGUUAGCCUUACUGCAUGCAUAAUUUUGGUUGUUUUUUUUUUCUCUAUAAUUUGAUUGUAAAAUAUGAAUAUAAAGAAUUGUGAGCAUGUAAUACAUGACACAUUAAAUAGUGAGAAAGUAAUAAUAAUAAUAAUUUAUUUGCAUA